GAGAUGUUCGUGAAGUUUGGGCGGCGGCGUGGACAGGCUAAGGAUAGCACGAAAAUGAAGAACUGUGAAGAAGCCCAAGAUCUGUAUCCAGCUCUUCUUCCUAAUAAAGUAAAUCUCCAUCAGGUCACCAUAAUUCCACAUAAUGAGUGGAAAAGGAUUCAAGAUAGCCUUGAUCAUUUGACAAGAGAAGCAGCCUGUCUGCGUGCAGAAAGAAAGGCAAAGAAAGAAAUGCAUUUACGAUCCCAGGAAGUAGUAAAACAUUGGACCAAUACGUAUGCAGGCUUGAAGGAACAGAAACUCAAAGCAAAAAAGAAGCAUGAUGCAGAAAUAGAGGCAGAAAGACAAACACUUGAUAUUGAAGAAGCAAUAUAUAAACAAGGAGAAAGAAAAAAAGCCAUUGAAAAUGCAAGGCAGUAUCAGUUUUAUCAAACACAGAGAGUGAAAAACUUUCAUUCAGGACUUCUUCUUAGUAGAACUAUGAAAGAACGUGAUGCCCAGAUUGAAUAUCAAAAGAAUAAAACAAGAUCAGAUAAAAAAUGGGAGGAACAAAAUAAGCUUAAUAUUGAAAAGGCUUUUAAAAAAGAACAAGAGGAAGCAGAAAAACGCCAAAGACAGAGAGUCGCUCUUGCCAAUGACCUGCUUAAGCAAAUAAAAGAACAUGAAGAAGAAAGAGAAAGAAAGAGAAAAGAAGAAGAAAGGGAUGCUGAGGAGAUUCAGCGACAAAAUUCAUUAUAUGAAAUAGAAAGGAGAAAAAAACUAGAGAAGAAAAAGGCAGAGAUGCUCAAAAACAGGAGAUUGUUUUUGGAAUAUGUGAAUGAUCAAAAUAUUCUCAAAACUGUAGAACAACAGCAGCAGAUAGAUGAAGAUGACAAGAUCAGGAAUUUUAUCAAAGCAAAAAAGCGUCUUGCACAAAUGAGGAAAGAAAAAGAAGCUGAAACACAUAGGCUAAUGGAAGAAAGAAGAGAAAGAAUUAAUAACUUCCUCAGUGAACUAAUGAAAGAGAAACUUGACAAUGAAGAUUUGAUUAUUGCCAGAGAUAUUGCAGAAGCUGAAGCUGAAAGGGAAAAAAGAGAAACCGAAAAAUGCGAAAAAAAUAAAGCAGAAUUAAAAGCAAUUGCAGAUUAUAGAGCCAUGGUGAUGAAACAUAAAGAAGAAGAAGAAAAACAAAGAAAAAUAAAUGCCAAAAACCAAUUGUUAGAUAUCCUAAAGGCUGAUCAAAUUUUUUUUGAGCAUGAAAAGGAGAAAAAACAAAAAGCUGAUGAAGAACGCAGAGCAAUUCAAGAUGCCCACAUUCAGCAAAUGGCCAAAAAUAAGUUUAAUGCAAAGCAAUCAAAGGAAGCUGAAAUAAAUUAUUGCAGACUUACUGAAGCUAUUGCAGCUGAAAAAGAUAAAGAAUUCCAAAAUUAUGCAAGAGAAGUAAUUGAAUCAGAGUCCCAAUCAACAAAGAAAUAUAUUUACCCUCUUGUAAAAGCUGCACAGGAAGGACCUGGAGGUGGUCGUGGGCCAGUGUUUGGGCACAGAUAUGGAUUAAGACCCAGCUAUCAAGUAAAUGAUGCCACUGGAGUUCAGCUCCCUAGUUAUAGCUCUCAGGGAUCCAAAUGUAAUGAUUUUCAAAAGUCUAAGGGAAGACUAGGUUUUACAUGGUAG
This is a messenger RNA of Elephantulus edwardii (Cape elephant shrew), 1647 nucleotides long. RefSeq names its product coiled-coil domain containing 173 (gene CFAP210). The record is from RefSeq and is a predicted model, not a curated record. The transcript is spliced from 9 exons. NCBI's taxonomy places the organism in Eukaryota, Metazoa, Chordata, Mammalia, Macroscelidea, Macroscelididae. The coding region runs from base 4 to 1647 and encodes 547 amino acids.